AUGGAUGAUUCUCGCCGAGUAAAUGUUCAUCUAAUUGAUGGUGGAGUGAGACAUGAAUUUAAUCGAAUAAGGAUUGAGUCAACUUGUGUUGUUUGGAAUCCAAUUUAUCAUGAUCUUUUUGCUUAUUCACCUCGAAAAGACCAUGUUGUUGUCAAGAGGAAAUCACAGUCAAAUAUUUGUUGGAAGAUCAACUUGGAGAACGUUGCUCGAUGCUUUUUCUCGAGUUCAGUCUCGUGCACGCUAAAAUGUUUGACCUGGAGCCCGGAUGGAAAUGUUUUAUGUGUGAUAACAAAGCAGGGAGAAUUUUUCUUGUUCAAUACCGAAUUCGGAAAUUUGCUUUUCAGCUGGAGAGUGAUCCCAGAAGACGACAAAAUCACAACAGUGAUUAACGUAAAAUGGGAAUCCGGACAUCUCUUUGGAAAACAUUUUAUGAAAGACACCCGAAAUGGAUAUCUUGGCCACAACUUGGAUUGGAUUCCAUCCAAAUCAACAACAGAACGGUUGGAAGAAAGAUCGAAAAGAAAGAUCGAGGAAUGCUAUGAAUUGUUGAGAUCUCAUAAAAAGUCGAUCAAUAACACGUUUCUUUUGAUUCACCUUGAUGACAAUUCAAUUGUUGUCCUAGCUGCUGGUAUUCUUCAACUUGCUGUCAUUCGACCACCACAAGAUUUCUUCGAUUCAAACGGUCUGUAUUUGAUAGGAAUCGAUGAUUUUCAAAUGAUGAAAGGAUCGGUCAAAUCACCGAACGAUGGAUAUACGUUAAUAUUAUCAUGUACAUCACAAGGACUUCCACCUGCAUGCGCAAAAGGAGGAAAAAUAGGCUAUUCUCUGAAUGAGACAGUAGAAAAGGCGAGUGAAACCCGAACAAUGACGGUCACUCAUCUUUUGGGAAUAAAUUUGGACUUUGGAUCGAUUCCCGAUGAGAAACUUUGUAAACUCACUGAAAGCUUUGCUCGUCUUUAUGUUUUUUAUUUCGCAAUCUCUGAAAUCUACCAAUGUUUUCAGGGUGGAUGGGAUCAUGAAUUGGAGAAAAUAUCCAAUAAAUUCAACGAAGGCGAAGCUGGAUCAAUUCAUUUCGGUUUCGAGUUACUCUAUUCAAUUUAUGCUGGACCACAGUUUGAGACCCAACAAUUUUUCGAGCGAACAUGGGGUGGUUCGGUGGCAAACGAAUUUGUGGAUUUCUACACUAAAAAGAUACCAAAAAUAAUUGCCUGGAUACCGGGUGCUUUCGUUCCAUAUUCGGAAUCAUUACAAUGCGAAUCAACGACAUUUAUCGAUUUGAUGGAAUUGAUUCUAUCACCUCCUCCUGAAGAAAUUACGGGAGAUUAUGGCAGACAGAUGAUCGAACUUGCCGAAUCAAUUGAAGAUUCAGACGAUGAAAAUAGCUUAGACUUUGAAGAUGGAGAUGAAGAGAAAGAAGAAAACGAAGAAGAAGAAAAAGAGAAAAACGAUACCAAAAAAGAAGAUGAUGAUGACGAUAAAAGGACAGAAAAAGAUGAAACGGAAGAAGAAAUUGGACCAGAAUGGGCAAAAAUGUUUAGAAGAGCUACUGAGACAUUGAUCUAUUCGGUGAAAAAUCUUAAUGAUGCUGUUGUGGAGAAUUGCGAUGACCUGGAGAAGUGCAUCGGAGCAAUUACACGGCUGGCUUUUCGUGAUGUGAAUAGUUUCUUGUCAUUUGGUUCAUCGACUGAAGCUGAAAUUCCAACAAAAAUGGAGAAAAUUCAAAAAUUAUCUCUAUUCUGUAUUCGAGGUUUCAUGGGAUAUGAUCUUCUUGAAGCUGCUGAUUCAGUCCUCCGUUGUUUCUUUCCGAUCGAUAAGUUCGAUGAAUAUCGUCUCAAUAUUAAUCCGGAAAAUGAAAAAGAAUUGAAGGAUAGUGCACAUUGGAUAAUUGAUAAGAAGGGGGUAUUAACACUGACCUAUCCUCCACUUAUUCCACCAAGAGAAGUUAUCAAUUUGAAUAAGGUACACUCAUUCAUUUCGGAAAUGCAAGUCGAUCCAACGGUUGUUUAUGGAAAUCGAGAAAUUCCAACAGUGAAGAAAUCGUUCACAGAAACCACUGAAUCGAUCAAAUAUCUACAAUCUGGAUUGUUCAUUGAAAAAUUCCCACAAAACCAUCUAGAAUGGGUUCACGAAGUGCAUUCCGCUGAGGAUUUCUUUGGCUGGGAGCGUUUCAUUUUAAAGAAAGAAAUUCUUCCCAACGAUCGGGAUGGCUUAUUAAUUUGUGAAAUUCAAAAGGGAAUCGAUUUACCCAAUAUUGCGAUUGCAUUCGGAGAAGAAGUGGACAUUAAUUCAUUCGAGACUGAUUCAUUCACCGAAAUCUCCACGAUGAAAAUUUUUAAAAUCGACCAGAUAACUCCAACUAACUUAGGAAUAGCUUUGGUUGCUUUGAUGGGUCGAGAUGAAGCGAAUGCAGAAAGAAAACUUUGUUUACUUGAUACACUAACAGCUGAUCUUCUUGUGGGAAUGUCUGAUCGUCUCGAAAUGGCUGAUGACCAAAUGAUUGCUUGUGAGAAAUCUUGUGGAAAUUGUAUUAUCAUUUGUGAUUCGGGACAUCGUUUUCUGUUCACAGAUUUUCUUUCAAUGGCAUCAAGUUAUCUGAUGGAUCAGCAAAAAGAAAAUAGUUCU
Mesorhabditis belari is the source of this 2622-nucleotide messenger RNA. The record is from the annotation of a GenBank genome assembly. NCBI's taxonomy places the organism in Eukaryota, Metazoa, Nematoda, Chromadorea, Rhabditida, Rhabditidae.